This is a messenger RNA of Puntigrus tetrazona (Sumatra barb), 1454 nucleotides long. RefSeq names its product synaptotagmin-6-like. NCBI's taxonomy places the organism in Eukaryota, Metazoa, Chordata, Actinopteri, Cypriniformes, Cyprinidae. Bases 1 to 1089 code for a protein of 362 amino acids. The transcript is spliced from 6 exons. Gene Ontology annotation, molecular function: syntaxin binding; clathrin binding; phosphatidylserine binding. The record is from RefSeq and is a predicted model, not a curated record. Gene Ontology annotation, biological process: calcium-ion regulated exocytosis; cellular response to calcium ion; regulation of calcium ion-dependent exocytosis. Gene Ontology annotation, cellular component: membrane.
AUGCUUCUUGCCCAAGGCAUAGUUCCUUCAAGCGCCACCUUCCCGUCAAAUGCAGGUAGGAGUCUGGACCUGGGAGAUGACUAUGAUGUGGAUGAGCAACCAACCAGCAUUGGCCGUAUCAAGCCUGAACUCUACAAGCAAAUGACCACAGAGAACGACGAAUCCGGCAACAGCAAAGGCGGCAAAAACUGCGGCAAGAUCAACUUUUCCCUCCGCUAUGACUAUGAGAACGAGAUGUUGCUUGUCAAGAUACUCAAGGCAUUUGAUCUCCCAGCCAAAGACCUUUGCGGCAGCUCCGACCCGUAUGUCAAGAUCUACCUGCUGCCGGAUCGGAAGCAGAAGUUCCAGACACGAGUUCACCGUAAAACGCUCAACCCCACGUUUGACGAGUCCUUCCAGUUUCCGGUACCCUACGAUGAGCUUCCCGUCAGGAAACUCCAUCUCAGUGUUUUCGACUUUGACAGGUUCUCACGGCACGAUAUGAUCGGGGAGGUCAUACUGGACAAUCUGUUUGAAGUGUCUGAUCUCUCAAGGGAGACCUCCAUCUGGAAAGACAUUCAGUAUGCUACCUCUGAGAGCGUGGACCUUGGGGAGAUCAUGUUCUCACUCUGCUACCUACCUACGGCGGGCAGAUUAACACUCACUGUCAUCAAAUGCAGGAACCUAAAGGCAAUGGACAUUACAGGAUAUUCAGAUCCCUAUGUGAAAGUAUCCCUCAUUUGUGAUGGAAGACGCCUGAAAAAGAAGAAGACCACAACAAAGAAAAACACCCUGAAUCCCACUUAUAAUGAGGCCAUUAUCUUUGACAUCCCUCCAGAAAGCAUGGACCAAGUCAGCUUGCACAUCUCAGUCAUGGACUAUGACCUGGUGGGGCACAAUGAGAUAAUUGGUGUGUGCCGUUUGGGCAGUAGUGCUGAAGGUUUAGGUAGAGACCACUGGAACGAGAUGCUCGCAUACCCCCGAAAACCAAUUGCACACUGGCACCCCCUGCUGGAACCAAAAAAGUCUGAAAAAGAGUGGAAAGCUAGAACGGCAAGUUUUGACAGCCAGGGGUCUUGUCCCUCCCCCAAACCUCCCGCCAGCCCUUGAUCAGAGCCAUAUGUAAAACUACAGGCUCGGGAUCCUCCGUUUGCCACUCGGAUGAAAACGAGAGCCCUGCUAUUUCCAAUUUCACCUAUGGGUUGUUUUAGAUGGUUCCCAAACACUGAUCUAAGAUCCUGCUGUCUUUGCUGUCUGAUGUUCCUCAUGUUCAAGCUGUUCCAGUCCGUACGAUCCUCAGUCAAUUCUUGGGAGUGUUGUACAAACCUAGAAUACUAUUCAAAAGCCAACGUCGUGUUCCUAGAAUAGCUCGGUAUCGUCAGCGGAGAUGUUUCGUUCCAAUAUGAAUUUUCCUGAAGCAGUUGAAAUCCGACGCGGUGUUCUGCAAGCGGUCUACGCGCAAACAGAAGUUUCCG